AUCGAUAAUGGAAGAGAGGGGGAUUUAUGUCUACUGUUUUUCCGUCAAAUUUCUGUCGACAGUCACGUAAAGAUGAUCAGUGUCGAGACUCAAUAUUUUAACAUCAAUCGAAUUCUGUUGCUUAGCAUUGGUUUGUGGCCUUAUCAACGGUCGUCUUUAACUGAACUUCAAUUAAUUUUACUUUUAGGUACUCUGAUAUCUUUUAUUGUAUUUCAGUUAACAACGUUUAUAACAUCGGAAUGUACUUUGGACCUAAUCUAUAAAGUUUUAUCUUCUGCAUUCUUUUUCACUUGUCUUGCAGUUAAAUACAAUUCGUUUUGGAUUAAUACCCAUAUUUUAAGAAGUGCGCUGGAGCAACUUAAAAAUAUAUGUAAUGAAAUAAAAGACAAAAAUGAAAUCGCUAUCAUAGAAAAGUAUGGAAAGAAAGCUAAGCAUAUGACGAUUGGACUUUUAUUACUUGGCAUUUGCUUUCAAUUUAUUUUUGUUUUGCUGUAUAUUUGCCCGUAUGUUUGUUAUAUUAUGAUCCUUAAGAAUUCUCGAUCACAUUCUUCGUCAUACAUUAUGACAGAAUAUUUUAUUGAUGAAGAAAAAUAUUCUUACUUAAUUACGGUGCAUAGACAUGUAGCAUGUUUAAUAGGCUUAUUGGCAAUGGUAGCGACAGGAACUAUGCUCAUAACAUAUCUUCAACAUACUUGUGCAAUGCUUAGUAUCGCCUGUUACCGUAUCAAGCUGGCACUUGAUAUCUCACGAAAUAGUGAUUUAAAAAAUGAGCAAAAAAGUUGUAAGGAUAUAAUUCGUGCUGUAAACAUUCAUAGCAACGCUAUAAAGCUAAGCAACUUUUUAAUAACCAAUUUUGAGGGAUCGUUUUUUUUCUUGAUAGCGGCUGGCAUGGUUUGCCUGAGCUGUAAUCUUCUUCGGAUUGUGUCAUUUACCGAUAACAUUGGACAACUUAUAUUAUCUCUAACAUUUAUAAUUAUCCUCUAUGUGUACUUGUUUCUAUCCAAUUAUACUGCACAAGAAAUUACAGAUCACAAUGAAUAUGUGUUUGCUACAGUAUAUAAUGUUCAUUGGUAUAUGGCUCCAAUACGGACACAGAAAAUGAUACUUUUUUUACUACAAAAGGGUACUAAGAGUUUUCAUCUGAUUCUUGGUGGAAUAUUUGUAGCGUCAAUGCAAAGUGCCGCUUCGUUGACGAGCACUUCCAUAUCAUAUUUCACCGUUCUUUAUUCUACCCAGCAUAAUUAAAAGUAUGAUAAAGUAAUUACAAAUAAUAUGAAGCCGAUUGAACUCGUAUCGAUCAUCUUCAAGAUCUAGAUGUAGCAUGACUAAUAUACUCGAAAGAGGAAUGUAGUCUUUAUUUAAUAGUAAGAGAAUUAUUAUUACGUAUUUUAA
Molecule: messenger RNA, 1392 nt
Organism: Camponotus floridanus (Florida carpenter ant)
Lineage: Eukaryota; Metazoa; Arthropoda; Insecta; Hymenoptera; Formicidae
Exons: 9
Coding region: 73-1245 (390 amino acids)
Biological process (GO): detection of chemical stimulus involved in sensory perception of smell; sensory perception of smell
Cellular component (GO): plasma membrane
Molecular function (GO): odorant binding; olfactory receptor activity
Source: RefSeq, a predicted model, not a curated record